Gossypium raimondii (Peruvian cotton) is the source of this 1607-nucleotide messenger RNA. RefSeq names its product protein NRT1/ PTR FAMILY 2.8. Bases 24 to 1607 code for a protein of 527 amino acids. The record is from RefSeq and is a predicted model, not a curated record. Gene Ontology annotation, molecular function: transmembrane transporter activity. The transcript is spliced from 2 exons. Gene Ontology annotation, cellular component: plasma membrane. Lineage: Eukaryota; Viridiplantae; Streptophyta; Magnoliopsida; Malvales; Malvaceae. Gene Ontology annotation, biological process: transmembrane transport.
AAACCUUCGAGAAACUUGCAUCAAUGAGCUUGGUUGCGAACAUGACUGUUUAUUUAAAAACCAAAUACAACAUGGAGGGGGUACUUCUUGUUAAUGUCAUCAACAUUUGGUCCGGUACCUCUAGUUUCAUGUCGAUUGGCGGUGCUUUGAUGUCCGAUAUGUUCUUGGGUCGAUACCUUAUGCUCCUUUACGGCUCGAUCUCGUCCUUACUGGGGAUGAUGAUCUUGACCCUUACGGCAAUAGUGCCUAAAUUAAGGCCACCAACAUGUAUUGGCCAAAUCAAUUGUAUAGACCCAAACUUAUGGCAGUUGAGUACCCUUUAUGCCGGUUUAACAUUGAUGGCCAUUGGUGCGGGCGGGAUUAGACCUUGCAAUAUCGCGUUCGGGGCAGAUCAGUUCAAUACGACGACAAAGGAAGGAAGAUCGCAACUUGAGAGUUUUUUCAAUUGGUGGUACUUUUCGUUUACGUUUGCUCUUGUGAUAGCAUUAACGGCCGUUGUUUAUAUUCAGACUAACAUUAGUUGGGUCAUCGGUUUCGCUAUUCCAACUUCUUGUCUUUUGGUAUCCAUUGUGAUUUUUGUAAUCGGUCAUCACGCCUACAUAAUAAUGAAGCCCCACGGGAGUGUUUUCGUGGACUUGGUUAAAGUGAUCACGGCCGCUACUAGGAAGCAUCGUUUAGAUUGUUCGAGGUGUUCGUUUUAUGACCCGGAUUUCCAUCCGCGUACCAAACAGCUUCGGUGUUUAGAAAAGGCCGCAGUGAUUGCCAAUCAAAAUGAGUUAGAUGAGGAUGGGAAACCGAAAAAUGGUUGGAGAUUAUGUAGUAUUCAACAAGUGGAAAAUCUCAAACUAUUGCUUGGGAUGAUGCCUGUUUGCUUAGCUGGAAUUGGUUGUUUUAUGACAAUGGAUCAACAAACUACAAUUGGGAUUCUUCAAGCAAUUCAAUCUAACAACGUGCUUCGAUCGGGCUUUAAGAUUCCACCAGGAUGGAUGGGAUUGUCGCCGAUGAUUGCCCUUUCGAUAUGGAUAUCCACUUAUGAGAUACUUUGGGUACUACAAACAAAGAGACUGACAGGGAAAGCUAAACGACUUACAAUGACACAAAGGAUCAACAUUGGCCUUAUAUCCGCAAUGGCUUGUUCCAUAGUAGCAUCUUUCAUCGAGAAAAAACGUCGGACCGCAGCAUUGAAACACGGCUCAUUCAAAUCCCCUAUGAGUAUCUUAAUGUUGUUGCCACAAUUUGCUUUAUCAGGACUAGUCGAAGCAUUUGCAGCCGUGGCAAUUAUGGAGUACCUAACAACUCAAUUGCCAGAGUCCAUGAGAACCGUUGCCGGUGCUAUUUUCUUCAUCAGCUUAUCCAUGGCAAGCUACUUGAACUCGAUGCUCGUCAAUAUCGUCCACAAAACGACCAAGAAAGGUGGGAAAACAUCAUGGCUAGGCGGUCAUAAUCUUAACAACGGUAAGCUCGAAAACUUCUAUUAUCUCGCGGUAUCUAUAGAAGCACUCAAUUUCCUUUACUUCAAUCUAUAUGCGAGACGAUUCAUCGCCACUUCUUGCACCAUUAAUAAAGAAUCCAAAGAAGACCAACAUAACAAUGAAGAUCAAAUAUAA